Molecule: messenger RNA, 2480 nt
Organism: Spathaspora passalidarum NRRL Y-27907
Lineage: Eukaryota; Fungi; Ascomycota; Pichiomycetes; Serinales; Debaryomycetaceae
Exons: 1
Coding region: 22-1866 (614 amino acids)
Cellular component (GO): mitochondrion
Source: RefSeq, a predicted model, not a curated record
AGCGACCCGUCAAUAAGCAAAAUGUUGUCAAGACUUGCUAAGAGAAACUGCAGAUUAGUCAAGUCUGUUAGACCAAUUGUUCCAACCGCAAUUGUAAGAUUUCAAUCCACCACAGCUGAGCCAAAGGAAGUGUUUACUAAACUUUCUGACACUGCUGACCCUCAACGUAGUCAAUUCUUUCAAUAUACCUGGGGAUCAUGGUUGACUGACGACAAACUCAAGAAGAAACAACGUGAAACUGUUUUCUCCAUUGAAGGAAUUAGUACUCUUGUCGAUGAAUUGAAUGGUCAUAAGGGCGAUGGCACUAUCAACACCCCUAAGCAAUUAAAGGAUGGUACUUCUAUCCUUUCUCACAAUUUAAAUGAAGAAAUACUUGGGAAGUUGGGCCAAGGCACUUCCAAGUUGUUGAUUAAGUCAAUUGCUAGUGUUUAUGAAGGUAAGCACCAUCGUAUUUACAAGUUGUUGUUGAGUACUGGUAAAGAACUUGCUUUGAGAAUUCCAUACAAGUUGGAAUCAGAUUUUGCAAUUUCUGCUAAAAUAAAGAGUGAGGUUGCCACAUUAGAUUUCUUGAACUUGAAGUUGGGCUUGAAUGUUCCUAAGGUAUUGGCUUAUGGUGAAUCCAAAUCUAACCAACUUCAAACCCCUUUUAUCUUACAAGAGUUCAUUGACGGUAGUUUACUUAUGAAGAACUGGAAUCCUUUGUUGCCUGAUUCAGAAGGAAGCGCCAAACAUUUGAAAGAAGUUAUUGAUCCAAUUGCUGAUUUCAAUGAUAAGUUAUUAUCAAUCACUUUCAACAAGUAUGGUUCAUUAUACUUCAAGAACGACGUCGAUGUCAAAUUACAAUCAGAUUUGCCAUAUGAAGGAGAAACCGACAACGUUUUAGCCAACAGAUGGAGAAUUGGUCCAAGUGUAGAAAGACCAUUCACCAAGAACAAGGGCAAGUUAACUAAAGCUCAAAUUGAACAAUACAGCGGUCCAUGGACUAAUCCAGUUGAUGUCAUUACUUCUGUUGCUGACAUCGAAUUAGAAAAUGCCAAGACUAGAUUAUCAUUAGUUCAAGCUGAUGCUGGAGAAGUCACCAGUGAAGAUUUAUUAAAGAAGCAAGUCACUACUUUUGAACAUUUUAAGCAAAUUGGUGCCAAGUUGUUAAACCCAACUUCCAAGUCUAUUAUGAAUGUUGAAGAGUUGUUCAAGCCAAGAUUGUAUGUUCCUGAUUUAGAUCCAUUGAAUGUUAUCGUUAAGGAUGGUGAACAUUACUUUGUUGAUUUCGAAGGUGCUACUAUUAAACCAUUCAUUUUGACCAACUAUCCUAACUUUGUCGCUUACCACGGAGCUAAGGUUUUCGACUUAGAACAAGACAUCCCAGGAUAUAACGAAAUGGACGAAGUUGAAAAGCAACAAUAUGAAUUCAUGUACUACAAGACCAGAAAUGAACGUCUUUGGGAAGUGGAAUUGAACAACAAAAGACACGAUUUGAUUGCUGUUGCAUCUCCACACAUCAAAUUAUUAAAGAGUCCUUAUAUUCAAACUCUUGAAAUGAAAUCAGACAAGGAUUAUCUUUACAUUGAAGGAUCAAUUAUUCAAUUGCAAGCCAUGUGGGAUUCUUAUGUUGCCAAUGAAUUGACCAAUACUAGUGAAAGUGAAUUCCCAGUCGAAUACACCGAAGCUGAAUUAGACCAACACCAAACUGAUUUACAAGAGUUCCAAUUGGAAACUGUAUCUACUCCAUUUGCAGCUAGUGGUGGAUGGAUCCCUCAAGAUAUUUUCAACACUUUGAAAGAACAAGGGAUUAUUGUUGAAACUGAAGAUGGACAAUACAAGUUAGAAACUGAAAAAAUGUUGGAUGAAGAACCUAAGCAGGAUUAGUUAUGUAUAAACUUGUAAAUAUAUUAAAUCUAUUUUAGUAGCUAGUGUGAACCGCGUGUUCCCGCGAGGUAAUGAUAUAUAAGUGUUCGCCAACCAGCUCAGCGAUUACAAGUAUUUCCGUGCUAGUUGCUUCACUUUCAAGUCAAACUCGGGAGAUAUUAUGGCAUCAUUGACGGCAUAGAACGGAUUCAACAAGGUCUUGACAUAUAGCUCAUUAAUCUCGUUAAAGAACAGCCUUAUGGAAUUUUCCUCCUUGACAUUCCCGUCAUAACAAAGGACAAACUUGAUGUUACCGGGAGUGAUGAAUGCAUUGAUGGAAAUGCCAUAGAACGUGUCGAUCUUGCCCAAAUUCAAUUGAUUUGAUGUGAAUUGGGCGUCUUCUAUUAAAUCCAAGGAUGAGUUGGCUAUGAAUGGUAACAACUCCUUGACGUUUGGGGCAAACCUGGCCUUGCCUGGUAUUGGUGGUGGUGUAUUUGGUGUGCUUGGUGACGAAAGGAUGGUUGUGUUUUUAAACGAGGCAAAUUCUAGUUCAUAGAUCGGAUUAUCUCGUGUGCCUAUUAUGGCCAAGUAAUAUGAUGACAUUAUAUCCCUGUGCUAACGUAUUGCUUGAACUG